AAAGCGAACGUGUCGCGAGACGAAACAAGAAAAGAGUGAUUUCAGAGUUGCUUAUUGAAGAGGAACACCCAUUUAGGACUGCAUUGUUUGUAAAAUCCACCUGACAACAGUAUUGCCAACAGAAUUUUUGUUUUUUUAACAUGCCAACGUGCGUUAAAUGUCCGUGCUACGAAGAGCGCAAAACAAUGGUGUAGAAUUUUCCAUGUAAAAGCUCCGUGCGAUAUGAGUGAAAGGCACCGUGCAUUGGAUAGCAAGUCCAACGCCAAUAGAAGAAACAAUAGCAAGGAUUGGAGCAGUUAUAACAACAAGCGGAAAAAGAUCACGCUUCUCCGAACGGUUCGUGUAUUACGUUGGCAUGGUAUCAAAAUUAUGUGUCUGCCGUGUUUGUGACUGUGCUUGAAUGUAACUAACGGUUCGGCGGAUGCUGAAGUACCGAAAUAGUGUUCACUUCUGCUUCGUUUGACAAAGCUGGCGAAGAGCGUAGUAGAGAGCACCGAACUACUAGCGAGCACCGGCGGAGAAACUCUCCUCGAAAUUAAAGAAACACUGCCCAACAACGUUCGCCAGCAUGAAAGCGAUCGAAGCGAAAAUUGUCGUGCUCGGUUCGCAAGGUGUUGGCAAAACGAGCCUUGUCGUGCGGUAUGUUUCCAAUGUAUACACCAAAGAAAUAUCGCCCACGAUUGGGGCCUCCUUCUUCACCUGUAAGGUCAAUUUGGAAGACUUUAAAGUGAAAAUGCAAGUCUGGGAUACGGCCGGUCAGGAACGGUUCAAGGCAAUGGCACCGCUGUACUACCGGAAUGCAAACGCUGCCCUGCUCGUUUUCGAUCUGACGCAAUACAAUUCCUUUAACGAAAUCAAGGGCUGGGUACAAGAACUGCAGCGCAAUGUGCAGGAACCUAUGGUACUAUCGCUUGUCGGCAACAAGCUUGACCUGGAAGAGAAACGAGCGGUCUCCCGGGAAGAAGCUAUGCUGUACGCAAACUCGAUCGGGGGCAACUAUUUUGAGACAUCAGCAUUACACGAUCAGGGUAUAGAGCAAGUGUUUAUAUCAAUAGCGGUAGGAUUAAUAAAACUCUCUGGAGAAGACGUAUGCUCGUCCCUGAAACGAUACGAAUCAAAUGACUCCCUCGUUCUUUCCGGAUAUUCGACUCGUGUAAACGGGGUCGUGCAGAUGGGCAUUCCAGUGGAAAAUGACAGCAUACUAAGUGACGGCAUGGGCCGCCUCGAAACGCCUUCAUGGAGCAGGGACCACAUAGCACACGGGGACGAGCAACGUGUCGGUUGGUGUUGCUACUGAAGGUGUUUCCUACAUCCCCGUUUUACCGUUGGGGUUUCGAAUGUCGGGGCCACUUCCUGCCCGUGUGUGUGAGGGCUGGCAAACCGACGAUAUCAACGUGCGACUCGCUCAGAUUUACGAAAAGAUCGGCUCAAAUUGGAGAGAUUUGUGAUAGCUUUUUAUAUUUACAUAUUACACGAGAGGGACGUUAAAGUAGCAGGACGCUUCGAAUACAGUUGCUAGAAACCGAUAAUUUGUUUCAUUGGCUUACGUAAUAGGAAGGCAGAUAGAGGGUGCGAGAGUUCUAGAACGUCGCACAGAAUAGGGAUUUUUGUACGAUAUAUCUUCAUACCAAAUUGAACGUUGUUUCGUCAAUGAAGUGAAUAGUGGCAUCCAUUUAGACAGUGCGGUUUUUGGAUGGUUGAUUUCACAUUAGGUAAAAAUAAAAUGGACGCGAAAACAAGUACCGAUAACUAUACAACUGCUGCUGAUAACUCAAUUUCUAUCAAAAGCAGUAUUAAAACGAUCUCUUCCAAGAGUUGGCAUUUGAACAGCAUACGAUGGUGAUGUCUGUUGUGCUGUUUCCGCAAUUUGGCGAAUGCGAUUUGGAUUCGAAUUGAUGGUGACUCAAUAGCCACCACGUUGUCCACCGAUAACCGGGUAGGGAAUUGCAUCCUCAUUCUACAAGAAGUCAUCCGUCGGUCUUAGAAACGAUUGAAGCGACCAUGUGAACAUAAGCAUCUUAUGUAUUUAUUUAGGCAAAAGUCAAUUAUUUUCGAUCAACCUCUCCCAUUGUUGACCAUGUACUGUUUGCAUUUUCACAUAUAUUGUCAUUUAUUUUUCGCUCGUUGUCACAAUCUUUAUUUUUUUAAAUAAACUAUUUACGAAGAGCU
This is a messenger RNA of Anopheles coustani, 2169 nucleotides long. RefSeq lists its product as uncharacterized. The record is from RefSeq and is a predicted model, not a curated record. Gene Ontology annotation, molecular function: GTPase activity; GTP binding. The transcript has 6 exons. The coding region runs from base 569 to 1297 and encodes 242 amino acids. NCBI's taxonomy places the organism in Eukaryota, Metazoa, Arthropoda, Insecta, Diptera, Culicidae.